This is a messenger RNA of Brassica oleracea var. oleracea, 495 nucleotides long. RefSeq names its product glyoxylate/hydroxypyruvate reductase HPR3-like. Gene Ontology annotation, molecular function: NAD binding; hydroxypyruvate reductase [NAD(P)H] activity; glyoxylate reductase (NADPH) activity. The transcript has a single exon. The coding region runs from base 1 to 495 and encodes 164 amino acids. NCBI's taxonomy places the organism in Eukaryota, Viridiplantae, Streptophyta, Magnoliopsida, Brassicales, Brassicaceae. The record is from RefSeq and is a predicted model, not a curated record. Gene Ontology annotation, cellular component: cytosol.
AUGAAAAGUAUCGGGUCCCUUAUCGCUAAAAGACUCAAACCCUUUGGCUGCAUCAUCUCUUACAACUCGACGAGUCAGAAACAUAGGAUCCCAUACCGGUACUACCCGGACCUUCUCUCCUUAGCAGCAAACAACGAUGUCAACGUUCUCUCAUGCGCUCUGAAUGAUCAGACGCACCACAUUGUGAAUAGAGAAGUGAUGGAGGCUCUUGGGAAGAAGGGGAUUAUAAUCAAUGUGGGACGAGGAGGGCUGAUUGAUGAGAUGGAGAUGGUUAAGUGUCUGGUGGAUGGUGUGAUUGGUGGUGCUGGUUUAGAUGUGUUUGAGAAAGAACUGGGAGUUCCUGAGGAGUUGUUUGGUUUGGACAAUGUUGUCUUGUCUCCACAUGCUGCUAUGGUCACGCCAGGGUCUUUGGACAAUAUUGCGCAGCUUGCUUUAGCUAACUUGAAGGCGUUCUUCUCGGACCAGCCUUUGAUUUUCCCGGUUCAGUUAGAUUGA